This is a messenger RNA of Sungouiella intermedia, 1479 nucleotides long. The record is from the annotation of a GenBank genome assembly. NCBI's taxonomy places the organism in Eukaryota, Fungi, Ascomycota, Pichiomycetes, Serinales, Metschnikowiaceae.
AUGAGCUUCGAGCUAGACAAUCUCGAACAGCCUUUCCUUGAAGAUCAGAACAAAAAUGCAGAGCCUCACGACACCUUCCACGAUCUGGAUGGGCCGGACUUUAUCAAGUUGGCGUCACUUCCUGUGAGCGAAAAAUACACCGUGGAAUUCAGAGGUGAAGAGAUUGUGGUGGACUCCGCCAACUGGCGUGACAGUAACCUAUUGAAGCUUCAAAUCAUCGCCAGUUACUGCAAUUUCAUUCUCUUUGGACUUGCAGAGCAGACAUUGGGCACGCUCAUUCCCGAAUUGCAGGCACACUAUAAGAUCAACGACUUGAAGACGGGCUACGUCUUCUUGGCUUCUGUUAGUGGGUACUUCUCCAUGGCGCUACUCACCGAAGUAUGUCACCGUCGUUUGGGUGUUCGAGGGGUGGUCAUCAUGGGAACUACCAGCAUGACCCUUGGCUACUUGGUGUUAAGCACUCGGCCGCCGUUUUUCGUGUUCAUAUUGUGCUAUGUCUUAAGUGGACUUGGCUUUGGCAGCUUGGAUGCGGGCUUGAACGGCUGGAUGGGCAACCUCGUGGAUCUGAAUCAGCUUUUGGGCAUUUUGCACGGCUGCUACGGUAUCGGGUGCAUGAUUUCCCCGCCACUUAUCACCCACUUGGUCGAUAGAGACGUCAACCCAUGGUCCUGGAACUCGUACUACUUGGUGCUCAGCUGUGUGGCUGCCUCGUGUUUGCUUUUCUUUGCUUUAGUUUUCCGUCGUGAGACUCCUGCUAAGUAUGAGUUUUCUGUCAUCUUAAAAGAGACUAGAAGACAAUUGGAAGACAAGAAUGCUAGUGAUGAUGAGACCACCUCUGAAUCCGACUCAUCCUCGCAGGCCGCUAGUCUCUCACAGUCACUCCGCUCCAAGCUUGUCUGGUUCUUCUCAAUCAUCAUGUUUGUAUACGUGGGCGCCGAGGUAGCAUUUGGAGCUUGGAUGGUUACAUUCCUUUUGCGAGUUAAGAACCUCACCUAUAAAAUGUCAUCAUAUAUGGCCACCACAUUCUGGACUGGACUCACUGCUGGCCGUAUAUGUCUCGGUUUCGUCACUGCUCAUUACUUCUCCAGUGAGUUGUCCGCCAACUGGGUGUACAUUGUCGUGUCUCUAGUUGGUUACGGUGUAUUCUGUAUGUUUGCCUAUACAUCAGCCGUGGGCAUCUUGUUCCCGGUAGUUUUCUUAACUGGGCUCUUCGUAGGACCCAUCUUCCCCACAACCAUAGUGGCGGCCAUUGAGAUAUUACCGGUCAAGUACCAUGCCAGUGGUGUUGGGUUCAUCUGUGCAUUUGGCGGUGGAGGAGGCGCUGCCAUUCCAUUUUUGAUCGGAUUGGUCGCUCAGACCAGUGAACGCGGCCUUAAGUUCUAUCCUUUCAUAAUAAUUAUCUUGUUUAAGCUUUUGUUGGUGGCCUGGCUGCUUCUCUGUGUUAAGUUUCGUACUCAUAAGAGACGGUCAGCACUUUAG